UGUGUGUGUGUUAGGUGUGUAUUCUGUCUCAUCGCUCUCUCCUCUCUCUCUGUCUCACUACCAGAUUUUCUGACUGAGGCGAUGAAGGCACCCGCGUGUGAGCAGGCUCGUUUGUCCAUGGAGCUGCAGAGGGACAGUCACAUUAAACAGCAACGGUUAAUCCAAGAGCGCUGGAAGAGAGAAGCUCGGCGAGAGGCGGUUAAGACACGACUUGGUCUAGUGCAGGCCACCGGGCCAGGGUUCUUGAAAUCUCCGUCCACGGGCAGCAGCCGGCCCUGUGCCUCUCCAGGCGCCUCGGCUGCAGAGCUUGGAAGCGUUGGGCAGAGGGAGUAUGACACCUUACUGUACCAGCUUCAGACUCGGCAGACUGGAGGAACACAGAUUCUAACUCCAGUGUGUUCGGGGUCUAAGACCACCAAAGAUGACAAAACGCGCCUGGAAGAACAACAGACGACCAUUGAGAACUUGCGACUCCUGGUCGACGGCCUGACGAACGAAAACCAGCAGCUGAGAGCCGAGAACGAGCGGCUACGACUGGAAAACAUGAGGCUGCACUCGGAGGCGGCCGACUUCGUGGAGCGCUCCGAGCUCUGGGUGCUCCCACAAGCAGGUGGUCCUAUGGGAAGCGGAGUCGGACAGGGAGGGGAGAGCAAAAGGAAGGGGAAGGAGAUCGCAAUCCCUCAGCUGCCACCGUUGGAAAUGCCAGCUCAGGAAGACCUGUGUCUGGAUGACCUGCCUCCUCUGGAGCUGCCAGAGGACAUCCAGAAUGAACUGCAGGAGCUACUAGACAGGGAUAAGCUGUAAUAAAACACAUCACACACACACAUACACACACACACACGUGGUUCAACCAAUGCGACUUUGAGUUCAGAUGCCAAAAUGUUAUACAGUGAAAGCCCACGAGGCCUCUGCUCAGGUGGAAUCACACUACAGAACGUCAGACACUCGUCAGUCUUUAUGCAACUGGAGCAACAAACGAGAACAUCAGAGAGGAAGUGAUAACGCUACUAUCACUGAUGCAAGGCAGUCCAAGUCACAGGAAACGUUCACUAACCUGUGAGAAGAGCAGUGAGGCUGCAUGACUUACACUGAGAGCAGGAAUACGGUCAAGAUUCAAGGUUUUACCAAAACUUUCACUCAUGUCUCUUCUACUGGAUCAUCACAUGACCCAGGUCUCAUACAGCAUCCAAUGACAGCUUAGUUCUGUCAACAGCAGAUCAGCUGAUAGUGUUUCCCACAGAUUUAGACUUUAUUUAAGGUGUUGUGCAAGUGUGUGCAUUAUUAUGAAAGG
Molecule: messenger RNA, 1291 nt
Organism: Neolamprologus brichardi
Lineage: Eukaryota; Metazoa; Chordata; Actinopteri; Cichliformes; Cichlidae
Source: RefSeq, a predicted model, not a curated record